Molecule: messenger RNA, 3027 nt
Organism: Scophthalmus maximus (turbot)
Lineage: Eukaryota; Metazoa; Chordata; Actinopteri; Pleuronectiformes; Scophthalmidae
Gene: gsna
Product: gelsolin a
Exons: 17
Coding region: 166-2385 (739 amino acids)
Biological process (GO): actin filament severing; actin polymerization or depolymerization; barbed-end actin filament capping
Cellular component (GO): cytoplasm; actin cytoskeleton
Molecular function (GO): actin filament binding; phosphatidylinositol-4,5-bisphosphate binding
Source: RefSeq, a predicted model, not a curated record
AUCAUAAACAGCGGCUCUCGCCUCUCCGCCGCCCCGACGCCUCUCCGCCUCCCGCUGCACCGCGAAGAGCUCACACCUCGGCACAGUCUGCUCCACACACACACACACACACACACACACACCGUCCGACUGUCCCCCGAUCACAACCGACGCGUCCAGGGCAGGAUGGCCGCGCAGCACCCAGAGUUCGAGCGGGCCGGACAGAAGCCGGGCCUCCAGGUGUGGAGGGUGGAGAACUUCGACCUGGUGCCCGUGCCGGAGAACCUGUACGGGGGAUUUUACACGGGGGACGCCUACCUCCUCCUCAACACCAUCAAGCAGCGCUCCGGCAACCUGCAGUACGACCUGCACUUCUGGCUCGGUGAUUUGUGCAGCCAGGAUGAGAGGGGCUCGGCGGCCAUCUUCACGGUCCAGAUGGACGACUUCCUCGGGGGCAAACCAAUCCAGUACCGCGAGGUGCAGGGACACGAGUCCAAAACCUUCCUGGGCUACUUCAAGUCCGGACUCAAGUACAUGAAAGGGGGCGUGGCAUCUGGGUUCAAGCACGUCGUCACCAACGAGGUGUCUGUGCAGCGGGUGCUCCAGGUCAAAGGUCGGCGUUCCGUCAGGGCCACAGAGGUGGCGGUGAGCUGGGACAGCUUCAACCAGGGAGACUGCUUCAUCCUGGACCUGGGAGACGAGAUUUUCCAGUGGUGCGGCUCCCAGAGCAACCGCUUCGAGAAGCUGAAGGCGAUGCAGGUCGCCAAGGGUAUCCGUGACAACGAGCGCUGCGGCAGGGCGCGGUUGUACGUCUGCGACGAGGGGAUGGAGAGAGAGAAGAUGAUCGAGGUUCUGGGCGAGAAACCGGAUCUGCCCGCCGGAGACGCGGACGACAUCAAGGCCGACGCCUCGAACAGGAAGCGGGCCAAACUCUACAAGGUGUCCAACGCCAGCGGCGGCAUGACCAUCGCACUGGUGGCCGCGGAGAACCCCUUCGCCCAGAGCGCGCUGGAGUCCGGCGACUGCUUCAUCCUGGACCACGGCUCCGACGGCAAGAUCUUCGUCUGGAAAGGCAAAGACGCCAAUAUGGACGAGCGGAAGGCGUCGAUGAAGGCGGCCGACGAGUUCAUCAAGAAGAUGGGCUACCCCAAGCACACGCAGGUGCAGAUCCUGCCGGAGAUGGGCGAGACGCCGCUCUUCAAGCAGUUCUUCAAGAACUGGCGGGACCGGGACCAGACGCAGGGCCUGGGCGUCGCCUACAUCGCCAACAGCAUCGCCAAGAUCGAGAAGGUGCCGUUCGACGCCGCCGGCCUGCACGACUCGGACGCCAUGGCCGCGCAGCACGGCAUGGUGGACGACGGCAGCGGGGAGAAGCAGAUCUGGCGUAUCGAGGGAUCCGACAAGGUGCCGGUGGAUGCGUCCACAUACGGACAGUUCUACGGCGGGGACAGCUACAUCAUCCUGUACAACUACCAUCACGGAGGACGCCAGGGACACAUCAUCUACAUGUGGCAGGGGACGGACUCCAGUCAGGACGAGAUCGGGGCCUCGGCGAUCCUCGGGGCCCAGCUGGACGAGGAGCUCGGCGGCGGUCCCGUCCAGGUUGUCGGCGCUCCUAUAACCACUCAGGUGAGGGUGGUGCAGGGGAAGGAGCCGGCCCACCUGAUGAGUCUGUUCAAUGGGCAGCCCAUGGUGGUGUACAAGGGCGGCACGUCCAGAGACGGAGGUCAGUCCGCUCCGGCCGAGAGUCGACUCUUCCAGGUGCGGUCCAACUCUGCAGGACACACCAGAGCCGUGGAGCUUGACGCCGCGGCGUCAAACCUGAACUCCAACGACGCGUUCAUCCUGGUGACGCCCGGCGACUCCUUCAUGUGGGUGGGAGUGGGCGCCAGUGACACGGAGAAGCAGGGCGCCCAGCAGCUGUGCAACAUCCUGGGAGCGUCGGCCUCCGAGCUGUCGGAGGGAGGAGAGACUGAUCAGUUCUGGGAGGCCCUGGGAGGAAAGACGGCGUACCGCACGUCGACCAGACUCAAGGACAAGAUGGACGCCCAUCCACCCAGACUCUUCGCCUGCUCCAACAAGACUGGAAACUUCAUCAUUGAGGAGGUGCCCGGGGAGAUGACCCAGGACGACCUCGCCACCGACGACGUCAUGAUCCUCGACACCUGGGAGCAGGUGUUUGUCUGGAUCGGAAACGAGGCCCAAGAGGAGGAGAAGACUGAAGCCAUGCCAUCUGCCGUCCGCUACAUCGAGACGGACCCGGCCAACAGGGACCGCAGGACGCCCAUCGUCAAGAUCAAGCAGGGCUUCGAGCCGCCCACCUUCACCGGCUGGUUCCUGGGCUGGGACCACGACUACUGGACCAGCAACCCUCUGGAGCGCGCCAUGGCCGAGCUGGCCCUCUGAGCUCCCGGACCCCCCGCCCCCAAUCGGCCCUUUGUCUCCCUGUUGCCACCACAAUCAUUAAGACUUUUCCAGCUGCCAAUGCAAAUAAGUCAUUUUUUAAAAAAACGUUAUGUUUUAAAGAGUUUUCAUCCACUUUGUCUUGCAUGCUAGAGUGAUGGCCUCACUCCUUAGGGAACCAGCCAAUAGAAGUAGAGCUUUAACAGAUGCACAGACUUCCUGUAGGGUUUUGCACUAUGAAACUUUCUGCUGAGUUUUUCUCAUUUAUUUCAUAUUUUUCCAGUAGAAAUAAGAGUUCGAAGCUUUUGCAACAUUAAAAAACACACUGCCAAAUUAACACCGCUCAUUAAAAGCAAUACAACCAAUGCCUUAACAUUCUUUCCUCUAGUUUUACAGUUCACCUGGUUAACCUAGGAAGGUACUGAUCUGGUUGAAGGAUGCCUUUACAGUUAAGAUGUCUCUUAUAUUUAUUUUUUAUUAAAAUGACAGAGUUGUGCCCAGGAAGCUGUGUGUGAUGCUGCAACUUUUUAAGGGGAAACCGAUGCUUCGCCGCUUCAAAAACCCAUUCACGUCUCCCUUGACACUUCCUCUGAGGUUUUCCCAAAGCCUUGUGGUUAUCGUUUCAAUAAAACCAAAUUAAAACAC